Messenger RNA from Linepithema humile (Argentine ant), 3160 nucleotides. Its product is annotated as protein rolling stone-like. Gene Ontology annotation, cellular component: membrane. The record is from RefSeq and is a predicted model, not a curated record. NCBI's taxonomy places the organism in Eukaryota, Metazoa, Arthropoda, Insecta, Hymenoptera, Formicidae.
GUAUUUUACGAAAUCGAGAUUAUCUUGAAAUGUGAGUUUUGUUAUAUCGAAUAUUUGAAGGAUUCGCUGUAAUAAUGGAUUUAAUUCGAAAGUAUACGAGUGUGAAAGGAACUUUUGUGAAAAACGGAGAUCGAUGUUUUAAUUAGUAAUUUAAUCAAUAUUUUAUGAUCCUUGUUAGAUGCCUAAUUAGAUUUUUCCGUGUCGGAGUCUGUAAUGCAUGUAAAUUUUAAGAUUUUUUUGUAUGAAAAACUUUGUAAAAAAUUUAAUUUUUGAAUGCAUAAAAUUUGAUAGAAUAUCACACAAAUAUUCAGCAAUGUAUUAAAAAAAAUUACUUAAUACAUUCUUUACAAAAUUCGAUAAAUUUAAGAAAAAACUUUUUUGUUCGAUUAUAGCGGAAAUUCCAUCGCAGGCGCGCUCGCUCAUCCGAACGAAACGAAGUAAUGCGCGGCUAUGCUUUUAUUAUGUAAUAAUAUUUAUUAAGACAUUAAUGGUCAGGUUACAUUCCUCUCCGGAUAGCGUGAUUGGUACGUUGCUAUUGUUGUUUACGUUUCCAGGUACGAUCGCCCGCCUCCUCAUCACUUGUCGCGAGUCGGUACAACCGUGCGGUUCUCUGUUAUUUUUCAAUCUUGCUCUCGAGAUUUUCUUCUCGCAAAAAGCGAGAAUACUAUCUUUCAACCUGACAGAGAAAUCGAAAACUGAAAGAACUGAAAGAAGAACAGAGUCCUUCUGCACUCAAAUAUUUUUUUAGUUUUUGUUUAAAUUUUUUUUUUUUUCGGAAAGUCAUCGCGCGAUGGUGAGCAAGUUCUGGUGCCAGGAGAUCGGGCGCCGAUGGCGUCAGGCGGGCAAGCAACAGCCGCCGCAGGCCCGUCUGAUGACGGAACCGAAGUGCCAGUCGCACGUAGCCAGCUGGUACGUGACCUAUCGAUGGAUCAUCUUUUACGUGUGGGCCGGCUUCUUCGUUUGCUCCGUGGGCGAGUUCGGCAGCUACAAUCCGCUGAAGCAGUACGAGAAGUGGCUGAUUUACCUGACGAAUUGGGACGUGGUGCUAGGCUUCACGCAGGCGUCGAUCGGCCUUUACCUCGUGCUCAAGCGCUGGUACCUGCAGAAAGUGACGAGCUUCGAUGCCUGCCUGCUCAGGCUCGAGUUCACCGAGCGGCUGUACUGGUUCCUGUACGUCGUCACCACGAACAUGGCGAUCGGCGUGACGGUAUGCUACUGGGUCACCGUGUACGAUCCGAAGAUCCACGCUCUCGACCCGCUCAACAUCAUGAUGCACGUGUGCAACAGCGUACUGAUGUUGAUCGACCUGUUCGUCACCAGCAUACCGUUUCGCCUGCGAAAUUUCUGGUGGUGCCUGUCGAUCGUCAUGUGCUACGUGAUCUUCUCUGUGAUCUACUACAGCGCCGGCGGCCUCGACAAGCACGGUAACCACUACAUUUACGCGGUACUCGACUGGAAGCAGCCCAAGCGAACGUCGCUCGUCUGCGUCGGCGGUUUCACUUUUGUCACGCUGCUCCACUGCGUCACGUGCACGCUGGCGUACGCCAGGGAUCGGAUCUACCGCAGGAUCGACGAGAGAUUCAAAAAACGAAAACGGACAAACGAGACGGACGACAAAUCACUUCCAGAAAAGCAAGCGGAAAUGGUUUAAUUCGCUUUUGGCUUAGUUGACAGAAUGUUUGAACAGAUUUAGACAAUCGUCUCCGUUCGAAUGGUGUUUUUUUUUUCUUAAUUUGAGCGCAGACCAUUAAGGCAGCUUAGUAUUCGGCAAGGAAGGGUGAAACGUGCCUUGUUGACAGCUAUGCCUCUGAAUAGAGUUCUCCCCCCUCCCCCCCCCCUGCGAGUGACCAUUGUGCUCACUUAGCUUGCGUGCUCACAGAAACGGUGAAGUAUUAAUAGGACGUUAACAGGGUGAUGUGUAAUACGAUCAGGCAGAUUUUUUGCGUGAUUCGGCGGAUUCCGUCUUCGGCAAUGUCUAGUGAAAGAGAACAAUAAUUAUCAUUAACGAUAUCGACGAGAAUGUUCCGAUUGUAAAGUUAUUCCCGAUUUGUAAAAGUGAAGAUUUAUAACAUUUAACGUUAACAUCGCGAUUUUGAAGACCAAAAUGUGUUUAAGAGCUCAACAUCCGUUUACGCGUUUCACCGUGCGAGAGUUCCUACCUAGUCUAAUCUUUUUUUAAUUUAUAGACGCCCUGUAAAAUUAUCGAAAUCAAUUGAUAGAAGUAAUUAAAAACAUCUUCCAACUUUCUUUGACGCAACACAUGUAUAUUAGUGAUGAGCGGUAUUUUCAUCUCUGUUAUUUUGUAACUGUUAUCGAAAGCUCACUGUUGUAACUGAUUAUCAAUUUUCUCUAAUACCAGUUAUUUUAUAACUCUGUACGUAUUCUAUUCGUCGUUUCGGAAUGUAAUCUAAAAAAAUUUUUCUAGGAAUUCCCUAUCCAAUAAUUAAUCGGCACAUUCAACAAAUUUAUGACAGAUAAAAGGUUUGUUCGCGUCGCAUGUUCCAAUACGCUUCAAUCUAUAAUUUAUAUAUGCAUCAUAAAGAAACCAGCUAAUUAUGCUUUUAAUAUAUAGAAUAUGAUAAUGUGACGUUUUUUAUAUUAAAUAUGAUAAGUAGUUUCUCUAUGCAUAUGCAUUAUAUUCUGCAAAUUUAUCUUAAUAGAUCGUAUCAAAUAACUGUUAUAAAAUAACUGUUUAAAUGAUGAGUUAUUUCUGGGCAACGAUAACCGUUGUAACCGUUAUAGAAAAAUAACUAUUUAGCUCAUCGCUAAUAUAUGUAGAUAAAUGCGCGAGCAAAGCGUAAAAAGAUGGACGUCUUUUAACGCGUCUAACCUUUUGUACAUUCCAUUGUCUUUUUUACUAUAAUAAGUAGUGAUAGAUAAAUAAUUGUGUAUUGCCGAGCGAUAUGAUUUAUUCCUCUGCGUUAUCGCAAAGAAAGGUAUUAAACUGCAUGGAUCUUGUAUAAUGCGAUAUGAUGUAAAUUGUAUCACGACUGACAAGUGUGAGAGAUCUUGUGCAUUUUGACGUAUAUGCAUGUGUAUACGUAAAUAUUGAAAUUAAAACGUGCCGAGGAAAAGUUGAUAAAUAGUAAAAUUGCUUGUAGACGUGAUAUAUCAGUGUUACAGCUGGAUAAUAAAGUAUAGAUGAUUUUUAUGAAAAAUA